AUGACACAUUCAGCCAAGGACAAGAACGUUCGCCUCGAAAGGCAUAGCGCGGGAAAGACUCAAGCGUACGGAGACCAGAAUGUGCGCGCCGGGAGUGGAAAAUUCAACUGGGGUAACACAACGACGGACUUGACCCUGAGCGAAACCAAACCCACGGAUAAAAACGACCCCAUGUAUGAUAGCGAAAUUGAGAAGGUCACCAAGGAAGGGAAGAAAUAA
Molecule: messenger RNA, 219 nt
Organism: Plasmodium knowlesi strain H
Lineage: Eukaryota; Apicomplexa; Aconoidasida; Haemosporida; Plasmodiidae
Product: conserved protein, unknown function
Exons: 2
Coding region: 1-219 (72 amino acids)
Source: RefSeq, a predicted model, not a curated record